Messenger RNA from Biomphalaria glabrata, 1356 nucleotides. RefSeq lists its product as uncharacterized. The coding region runs from base 148 to 1299 and encodes 383 amino acids. The record is from RefSeq and is a predicted model, not a curated record. NCBI's taxonomy places the organism in Eukaryota, Metazoa, Mollusca, Gastropoda, Planorbidae. The transcript is spliced from 3 exons.
AUUUAUAGCGUGGUGACAAAUAGUUUCUUAUCAAGCGACCUUGAACUUAAUGAAUAACUUAUAACAACAUAUGAAUGAAUUAGAUGUUCACUUCAUAAAAAGCAAGAUUGUCAACCGACUUGCAGCAACUCAGGCACGGAAACAUCAAUGAUUGACGAUGAUCAGUUUUAUGGUAAUCAUGAGACCCAGGAGUUUGAAGAAGAAGCAGAUCUACACAGACAUUACGCCAACUGUAAAAAAAAUCCGGGUCACAAAGCAUUUAUUCAUAUAGACAAGUUCACCUUAAACCAUCUACCAGCCAACCAUCGAGAUCAGGACUUGUACGAUCUGAUUAAAGCUAUGGCAGGAUUGACAGUUAGAGUAAAUCUAGAAAAGACCAGCCCAAACAGACCAGAGUUUUGGCCAAACACAACAAAACCGUAUCCAUUUUUUAAAGGCAGUAGAUCAGGGACUGGAAUGGCUUGGGAUGUCAUUAAAAAAAUUGAUGAAGAAUAUUUUGAAUCACCGUCAGAUGAAGAUUAUGAAUCGGUGACAGAUGAUGAUGAAGAUAAUGAACCAGGGGCAUGUGACUCUGAACGUAACGAGCCUGUAACGGAUGGAGAUCUAAAUACAGAUCCAGUGCCGAAAGGAGAUGAGCAUAAUAAUGAAGUGAUGAAUGAAGACGAAGAUAAUGAUCACGUGAUAAAUGACGAUGAAGAUAACGACCCAGACAAAGAAUGCACUGUGUGUUGGUGUACAAAUUGUCAAAAGUCACAAUUCCCGAGCAGAAUAUGGUGGGAGUUUGACGUGUACACAGCCACGCAUGUGGUAUUCGAUCCCAUUGAAGCAAGCUACACGUCUUUUCGGCUGUUUUAUGAUAGAGAUGAGAGUCCAAAAGUCAUUAUCGAUAAGGUGAAAGUUGUGGACGCCAAGCCCGACACCGACUUAUGUAGGUUGAGAGGGGUGACAUGUGACGCAAAUGAAGGUCCAAAGUUGUUGGAACUCUGGCAAGAGUAUUACGAUGUCUGGGAACGUGUCUUCGACAAAUAUGAUAAGACCAGAAACGUGGACAGGCUGACCUUUAUAGUGUCACAUCCUCACGGCUGCCCGAAGCAGGUCAGCAUCGGUCAGUGGAAAGACAAGCAGGACAAUGGUAGACAAAGAAAGCGCUUUACCUACACUACAUGUACAUGUCCAGGAAGCAGUGGAGCCUUUGUCCACUGCGUGGGAUUCGGUGGCUGGUGGGCUAACCAACUUGUUCAUACUGGAUGUUCAGAACAAAGUGGGUUUAAUUAUAGCGGCAUAGGAGAUGUGGUCUAAUUAUAGCGGUACAGGUCAUGUGGUCUAAUUAGCAGCUAUUCUUUUUAUGUUAAAUAU